Messenger RNA from Penaeus monodon (black tiger shrimp), 1247 nucleotides. RefSeq names its product protein FAM200B-like. The transcript is spliced from 4 exons. The annotation marks the transcript as partial. Lineage: Eukaryota; Metazoa; Arthropoda; Malacostraca; Decapoda; Penaeidae. The record is from RefSeq and is a predicted model, not a curated record.
UGGUCGAGUGGUUUUUCUUCAAAGGUUUGGCAUUCGUGCUACGAGCCGAAAAGAGGCAGCGACCACCCUGCAACCAGUCAGUAAAGUCUCAGAAGAACUCUAGUACAGGGUUCUUCAAAGUACGGGUCGCGACCCAGUACUGGGUCGCAAACUCAUAUUCAAAAAAAGUCAAGUCAUGGACAAGGCAGUACAGUGACGAGUUUCUGAAGUAUGGCUUCGUCAUAAGUGUGAACAGGAAAAGGGAGAACCAAGGCCUCAGAAGACAUCUCGAAACAAAGCAUCCUAGUCUGGCUACAAAACCAGUUGACUAUUUCCAGAGAAGAAAGGAACAACUGAAGAUGUCAGUGAAAGUUCUAAAUACAGCAACCACUCUAAAUGACAAAGCACAAUUAGCAUCAUAUAUAGUUUCAUAUCGCAUUGCAAAAGAGAAAGUACCAUACACAUGUGGUGAGAAACUUAUUCUCCCAUCUUGCGUGGAUAUAGUGAGCACGAUGCUCGAUGGAAAGUCGGCAGACAAGAUCAAAUGUGUCCCAAUCAGUGAUACAACAGUGUCACGGCGGAUAAGUGAUAUCGCAGACCUACAGACUGCUGGAGAAUUUGCUAUUCAGCUGGACGAAGGUACUGAUAUAUCUAACUGUGCAGUGCUCCUGGUGUACGUCAGAUACGUACAUGAAGAUGACUUUUUGGAAGAUAUGCUUUGCUGCUUAACCUUACCUACACAUUCAUCAGGAUCUGAGAUAUACAGAGUGCUGAAUGACUGCAUAGUUGGAAAAUACAAGCUGAAAUGGGCCAAUUACAAAGGAAUUACAACCGAUGGAGCAGCAAAUAUGACUGGGAAAAAGAGCGGUGUUGUGACAAAAAUAUCAGAAGCAGCCGGUAAUGAUGUAACUUGGAGACACUGUUUCAUCCACCGUGAAGCGCUGGCUGCCAAAGGUAUCCCAGACAAUCUCAGAGGUGUUUUGAAUGACGUUGUGAAAGUUAUCAACAACACAAUCAAAGGAAGUGCACUUAACAGUCGGUUGUUUGAACUCUUGUGCCUGGACAUGGGAACUGAUCAUUCACACCUUUUGUACCAUACGGAAGUUCGAUGGCUCUCCCGCGGGAGAAUUCUAACAAGGCAUAUUGAAGAACAUAAUAACUACAGUGAAGAAACCAUGAAGAAAUUGAAUGUGAUAUACAGCUGCACCUCCAUUCUUUGUCAAGCAGUUUUGAACAGUAUUUUCCUGAGAAAAACCUUAAGAAUAUAA